CGCAUUUCAGUUCGUCGGUCAAAAACACACAGUUGCCAGCUGGAGCAGCUGGUUCUUCAAUGCGACUUAAUGUUUGAUUGCUCCCCCAUGUGAUUUCCGCGUUUUUUUUUCAUGAUAAAAUCGUGUGAUAAAGACAGUGAGGACGAUUGUGUGAGGAAAAUUGAAUUUAAUGUGCAGUUAAGGUGCUUGUGAAAGUGUCAUUGGGCUUUCUGGUUCACGAAAAAACCAUUGUGUUAAUCAUAAAAGGAUUUUUCACUACCCUGGAUACAAAGGAGUUUCGAGUACCUCGCAACAGCGUCCUUUGUAAACUGGAGGAUGUAGCAAUUAUGUCGUGGCGAAGAGCAACGUAAUUAGAAUUCUUUUUUUUCAAAGAGGAAGAGAUUAGGGUCGUUGAAGGGAAAAGAUGGCUUCAAACAACGCAAACGGACACAAGAGAAAUGGCUCGUCAUCCAGUAUGUUUUGCCAUAGACGAACGGAAUCUGGCGGUGGAUUUAUUGGUCACAAAUGGUCAGAAAGUGGCCAUAAACGAGCUGAAAGCAUAUCAAGUGCCUUUAGCCAAAAACGCUCCGACGGCACUCACAAAACUAGCGAUUUUACUGGCUUUGGGCACAGAAGGUCGGACUCGGGUAGCAAUUAUCAUUCUGGACACAGGAGGAAUGAGAGUAUGUAUGCUAUGACUGGUUUGUAUGCAGAGAGCACCGGUGGUAAUGCUGGCGAAAAUUCAGAUUUGCCAUUGACACACGAUACUGUAAUUAGAUGUCAUAGUCGAAAUCCAAGUUCUGGCAUUAUGGACCACAGAGACUUUGUCAUCAAAUGUCAUAGCAGGAAUCCAAGUGCUUCCAUGAUAGACAGAACUGAAAAGGAAAAACCACAGACACCUCCUCUCAGUCCUGAUUCAAAGGACUGUGGAAUCCUAACUUGUAGACCGGCCUUCAUUCAAAAAUUUGCAAGUAUUAAGGUCUUUGUAUUUUUGUUGUCCUUCCUUGUUACAUUACAACAAGCACUCAGCUCAGGGUACAUUAAUUCUGUGAUCACAACGAUCGAGAAGAGAUUUGAGAUCCCGUCCAGUCUUUCGGGUCUCAUAGCAAGCUUUUAUGAAAUAGGAAAUGUUAUUACUGUUAUUUUUGUCAGUUAUCUCGGUAGUCGAAGACACAUUCCCGUUUGGAUAGCAAUCGGUGCGGUAAUAACAGGAUUAGGUUCAAUGGUUUUUGUCAUUCCGCAUUUUACAGCUGAACCAAACCUCACAACCACUUCCAAUGCCUCCAAUUCAGAUAAUAUUUGCCGUGGAGUCUCGCUGCGUGAGCAGGAUAUGGGACUAGGUCGUCUUUCAACUGGUCUCGCGUCACCACCCUUAGCGCCGCAUAACAAUUUAAGAGGUGAUAAUUGCAUUCAAGGAACUCCGUCGACAUUUGGCCCUGUUUUGCUUUUUGUGCUUGCUCAACUUUUAUUAGGAUGCGGGGGUUCGCCUCUUUUUACUCUAGGUACAACGUACAUAGACGAUCAUGUCAGUCAAGACAGUGCUUCCCUGUAUAUUGGCUGUGUCUACAGUAUGGCAGCAUUCGGUCCAGUUCUUGGCUUCCUUCUGGGAGCGUUCCUUCUCUCCUAUCAUAUGGACUCUUUCGCUGGAAAUAUCAUAAGCAUUGAUCCGGGUGAUCAUCGAUGGGUAGGAAUGUGGUGGGGAGGAUUUCUACUAUGUGGUUUGCUUCUCAUUGUAACUGCAAUUCCAUUCUUCAGCUUCCCAAAAACCUUGCAGCGUGAGAAAGAAAAAAUCCGAAUUAUCGAGAAGAGCAAACCACCGCCAAUUAAGGAGAAGGAACCCGCUAAAGAAAUAAAGAAAGUCAUCGACACUGAUGACACUGCUUACGGAAAGGAUAUUAAAGACAUUCCACGAAGUAUGUGGAGGCUUUUGUGCAAUCCAGUUUACAUUGUGACGUGUUUAGGCGCCUGCAUGGAGUUAGUGAUUGUUUCAGGAUUUGUCGUAUUUUUGCCCAAGUACUUGGAAACGCAAUUUAGUUUGGGCAAGAGCCAAGCGAGCGUCUUUACUGGUUCGAUCGCGAUACCGGGAGCUUGCAUUGGCAUUUUUAUUGGUGGAUGCCUACUAAAACGUCUUGAAUUGAGGCCAAAGGGCGCCGUGCAAUUUGUUCUAGUCUCGAAUAUUAUUUGCCUCACAUGCUAUGGAUUAUUAUUUUUCCUUGGAUGCGAUAAUGUGAAAAUGGCCGGGACCACAAUUCCAUAUUACAAUAGCAGUACGAAAGGUCUUGAACCAUUUCAAGUUAAUCUCACUGCCGCCUGCAAUUUUGGUUGCGAGUGUCGUAUGACCGAUGUUGAACCUGUUUGCGGAAAUAAUGGUCUCACAUACUUUAGUCCUUGUCAUGCCGGAUGUACUGCUUUCAGCUCCAAAUCCAAUUUCACUAAUUGCGCAUGUAUUCACAGCAAUUUAUCAAUUGUUCCACCAGUUGCUCCUGAAUUUGCUGAAGUUACUGUCGUUCCUGUGGCAACAGCAGGGCCUUGUACUUCCCCUUGUAGAACGAUAUUUCCAUUUCUUAUUCUCCUCUUCUUCAUGACGUUUGUCGUCGCAGUCACGCAAAUGCCACUAUUAAUGAUAGUUUUACGUUCGGUGUCUGAGGAGGAAAGAUCUUUUGCCUUGGGAAUGCAGUUUGUAAUAUUUAGGCUUUUUGGCUAUAUACCAGCGCCAAUUCUUUUUGGAAAUUUAAUAGAUUCAACGUGCUUGUUAUGGAAGAGCACUUGCGGGGAAAAAGGAGGACGUUGCCUUCUUUACGAUAUCGAGCAAUUUAGAUACAAGUACGUUGGCCUUUGUGCUGGAAUAAAAAUUCUCGCCCUCGCACUAUUUCUAAUUGAUUGGUGGCUAGUGAGAAGAAGAAAGCACAUGGAGGACAUGCCACCAUCUCUGACAGUCAAUGAAUUAGUCGGUUCUAUUAUCAGUCUCGACAAAUUAUUUGAAGAAAAACCACAUCAUACGGACGUGGGAAGCAGUUCGCCGAGCACUGAAAAUCCCACGCAAUCAUCAAUAUCGUCUCCCACGGAGCCUACAAAGUCAACGAAUCUUGAGGAAACUGAAUCCUCGGGUCGCUCAAAAAAUGAUUUGGAAAUCUCUGAUACGAGGCAGGCACUUUUGGCCCCCGAUGAUCUCGAUACUGAAACGGUAAAUUCUCCAAAUAAAAACGAGAAUCGCGAUUUGCUUGUUUAAUGAUUACUUUAUUCUAGCUUUUUAUUUUCAAAUAUCAGUCAC
Molecule: messenger RNA, 3250 nt
Organism: Leptopilina heterotoma
Lineage: Eukaryota; Metazoa; Arthropoda; Insecta; Hymenoptera; Figitidae
Product: solute carrier organic anion transporter family member 3A1-like
Exons: 15
Coding region: 404-3208 (934 amino acids)
Biological process (GO): sodium-independent organic anion transport; transmembrane transport
Cellular component (GO): membrane
Molecular function (GO): protein binding
Source: RefSeq, a predicted model, not a curated record